GGCACCGGAUACCUCUAGAAGUGGGGAGGGUAACGAAACCGGUGAUAAGCUCGUAGUGAUAGGAAGUGAACUUAUAUUGAUAAAACUUUACAAAGACUAGUAAAUUGUACUUAAUUCCGUUAAUAUUUAAUUGUUAAAAAUAUGGAGAAACCAACUAUUUUAAUAUUGGGUGGAUGUGGUUUUAUUGGAAGAAAUUUAGUUGCAUAUUUAGUAUCGAAUAAUCUAGUGAAGUUCGUUAGAAUUGUUGAUAAAGUGCCUCCCCAAGUUGCGUGGCUCAAUUCCGCACAUCAAGAAGUCUUUAAUAAUCCCAUAAUCGAAUAUAAAAGUGCCAAUUUAAUUAAUUUAGAUUCUUGUAAAAACGCAUUCUCACCAUCAUCCGAAGUACACACAUGGGACUAUGUUAUUAAUUGUGCGGGAGAAACAAAACCAGCUCAAACUGACCCGGUUUAUAAAGAGGGUAUACUUAAAUUAAGUCUUAAUUGUGCCAAUCAAGCCGCUUUACAUAAGGCAAAACGAUACAUCGAAAUAUCGUCUGGUCAAAUGUUUAAUGCAGAUAAAGUUGCUCAUAAAGAAGACGACGCUAUCAAACCGUGGACUUUUAUAGCCAAAUGGAAGCGACAGGUCGAAACCGAAUUAGAACAAAUUCCAGAUUUACGUUAUACAAUUGUAAGGCCUGCAAUUACGUACGGCUUGGGAGAUAAAGCUGGUCUUAUGCCCCGAUUAAUGGUGGCAGCCAUAUAUAAACAGCUAGGUGAAACGAUGAAGCUUCUGUGGAGUUCUGAUCUUAAACUUAGUACUGUACAUGUAAAUGAUAUUUGUCGAGCUAUAUGGUUUCUUUGUAGAAGAGACGAUACUGUUGGUCAGAUCUACAAUGUAGCUGAUGAUGCCGAGUCAACUCAAGGUUCCAUAUGUGGUCUAUUAACCGACAUUCUUGAUGUAAAGGUUGAUUAUUAUGGUAAUUUAGUAUCAUCUGCGGUAGACUUAACAGCAGCAGCAGACGAUGCUAACGACAAGCAUCUGAAACCAUGGGCGGAAGCCUGCCGAAAAGAUGCUGUCCAAAAUACACCUUUAUCACCACAUAUGGAUUAUGAGAUUCUAUUACCAAAAAAUUUACAUUUAGAUUGCAGUAAAAUUAAAAAACUCGGAUUUGAAGUAAGUAUUCCAAAACCGACUGUCGAAAAUUUGCAAGAAAUAGUGAGAGAUUAUGUCGAUAUGAAAGUAUUCCCUAAUUCGUUGGCUUCAUAAUAGUUCGCUUGUGAACCAUUACUAACUAAUGGUACAACGUAACACAGAGAAACAUUUUUUUAUAAAGGAAUUGUUCACAUGUUUGGCAUUCAUUUCAGUUUGGCUACUAAUUAAUAGUGUGUUUUUUGACUAAUUAACACAAGCGUUCAAUACAUUCCACUGAAUCAAACACUGUUUAAACUUCUCUUAAACCUGGACAGGUAGGCUUUGUUUCACUGUAUGAAGAUCAAUCUAGUCUUAUCACAGAUUAAGCGCGAAUCGUGUUAAACACUAGUC
Molecule: messenger RNA, 1521 nt
Organism: Photinus pyralis (common eastern firefly)
Lineage: Eukaryota; Metazoa; Arthropoda; Insecta; Coleoptera; Lampyridae
Exons: 5
Coding region: 142-1245 (367 amino acids)
Source: RefSeq, a predicted model, not a curated record